AUGGCGUUCCUCCUUCAGCAGAUGGUUGGGGAUAAACUGAAGAACAUGACCGGUGGAAAAGAUGAUGUAGAGGAUAAAACGGGAGGCAAAGAGACUGCGGCGUCUAAAGGAAUGAGCAGAGAAGAGUUUGAGGAGUACCAGAAAGAACUCAUUGAGGAAAAGAUAGAGAGAGACAAGGAGUUUGCCACAAAAAAAGCAGAGAGAGCAAACCUGCGAGUUCAGUUACGGGACAAAUACAGACUACCACAGAGUGCCCAAGACGAUGCCACCAUCCAGAUGUCCGGAGAUGACCUGGACCUGCCCGAGGAGCUGGCAAAGAUGGUGGAGGAAGAUGAGGAAGAGGAAGAGAUCAACGAUUCCUUUCUAGGCAAACUCCAAAAUAUGGACGUGGACUUUGACGCAAUCAAGGCCAAAGCUCAGAAUACAAUGAGUGAGGUGAAACAGACAGCAGAAGAGAAAUGUGUCACCAUGUAA
Triplophysa dalaica is the source of this 474-nucleotide messenger RNA. It is a transcript of the gene cplx4c, whose product is annotated as complexin 4c. The transcript is spliced from 3 exons. Bases 1 to 474 code for a protein of 157 amino acids. Gene Ontology annotation, biological process: regulation of neurotransmitter secretion; synaptic vesicle exocytosis; neurotransmitter transport. The record is from RefSeq and is a predicted model, not a curated record. Gene Ontology annotation, molecular function: syntaxin binding. NCBI's taxonomy places the organism in Eukaryota, Metazoa, Chordata, Actinopteri, Cypriniformes, Nemacheilidae. Gene Ontology annotation, cellular component: terminal bouton; SNARE complex.